UGUCAGGGAAGGCAAUUUUUUCAAGUUCGAAAACUUUUUUUUUUUUUCAAGCUGACCGCCAUCUUCCUGAACGCGGAGGAGCUGCAGGCACAUGCCACGGCGCUGGCAGAGCGGCUGCGCGACUCGCUGGAGAUGGCCGUGGAGCAGGGCGACGACGAUCUCCUCAGCGUCGACAUCGGCCGCCUGUUCCUCGCGGCCACGCCCAUGCUCCGGGCCUUCGAGCACUACUGCACCCGACAGGCCGCUGCCUCCCUGCUGCUGGCCAGCCUGGAGAAGGAGAAGGAGCUGCUUCGGAUCUUCCUGCGCGUGUCCCAGAUGGAGAACGCCGUGCUGCGCCGCAUGAACCUCAACUCCUUCCUCAUGGUCCCCGUGCAGCGAGUCACCAAGUACCCGCUGUUGCUGGCACGGCUCUACAAGGUGACCCCGUGCUCGCACCCCGCCAAGGAGCUCCUACUGCAGGCGCAGCACCACAUCGAGUUGCACCUCGAGCACAUGAACUCGGUCGCCAAGGACAUCAGCUCGACUAAGCUCUGGAGGCGGAUCACCAUCACCAACGGGCGCAGAAGCGGCUCAGAGAGCGACAUGGUCAACAUCAAGCUGAGGAAGAUGGCCGUGGAGGUGCUCGAGUGGACGCAGGACGUGAGCUUCCCCAUGGAGGGCCGCCUGCUGUUCGCGCAGCCCGCCGACUCGAGCUGGCGCCGGGGCCGCGCCGUCAAGAUGAGCCCCGUGAGCGCGCUGCUCGUGACGCAGGGUCACCCGUCGUCGGACUCCCCCAUGGACGCGCCGCUGCACUUCGCCUCGCAGCCGGGCGUGCGCGCCGCCACCCUGCUGCUGCUCCGGGAGAAGGGCGGGAGAUACUCGCUGUUAAGGGACCCCCUCUUCCUGGACAAAUGUAUGGUAUGCUGCGAGGUGGACUGGGAUGACUACUUUGAAGUACAGGAGCUUGCAACCAAAGAUUCCUUCGUCUUCAAGGCGGAGGAUGUUGAGCGGACUCGAACCUGGUACCGGCAGCUGCAGGUCCAUGCACAGGGGCUCGGGUCGUGGAGGAAGAGGAGGAACGCUUUGGCCAACAUCAUGAUCAACGGCAUGCAGCUGCGGAGCUAGUCCAGGAUGAUAGCCGGGUGCCUGUUAAAUGUCGGGCCAGCGCCGAGACGAUUAGUUCAGUCGCACCGACGUCGGCCCGACAAAUUUUUAUUUUCUGUGUUUUAAUAUAAUUGCCAUGAUCAAGUAAAGCAUUCAUGACAUUUCUGGAGCAUGUCAUGGUUAAGGGCGUGGGACAGAAAACUUACCUAGUUUUGGCAUGGGUCAAUUCUUUUCUGCAUAUCUAACAAAUUUGAUCUCAUUUAUCUAAUUGAAAAUCACAGGCAAGAAACAAUUAAAAAAACACUAUAGUAAUCCAUUGUUCCUGUAUGUUGUUACCUAAACUGAAUUUGAUGAAGAUCAAACUUGAAACAGCCCUCAUUGUUUACAAUUAUGCUAAUCCUACUUACUAGUAUUUUAUUUAAAUUUUGACAAACUGAUUUUUCUUUUUCGUACAUGCUUCUGUACAUGUUUGAACUUAUAUUUAGUCCACAUGCCAAGCAAAUCUAGAUACAGUUC
Molecule: messenger RNA, 1599 nt
Organism: Frankliniella occidentalis (western flower thrips)
Lineage: Eukaryota; Metazoa; Arthropoda; Insecta; Thysanoptera; Thripidae
Product: rho guanine nucleotide exchange factor 9-like
Exons: 8
Biological process (GO): positive regulation of Rho protein signal transduction
Molecular function (GO): guanyl-nucleotide exchange factor activity
Source: RefSeq, a predicted model, not a curated record